Molecule: messenger RNA, 327 nt
Organism: Pseudomassariella vexata
Lineage: Eukaryota; Fungi; Ascomycota; Sordariomycetes; Amphisphaeriales; Pseudomassariaceae
Exons: 1
Coding region: 13-225 (70 amino acids)
Source: RefSeq, a predicted model, not a curated record
GUGGACCAUGAAAUGGUUGUGAUCGAAAUAUGUCUUGUAUCUAUGCUGCUUGGGUGGGUUGGUUUCAGGUUAGCACACUGGACCACAGCUGAAAGUUUAGCGACAUUGGGAAAACUGUUUGUUGCGAAGGAGCUGAUUUGCUUGAGAAGAAAUGGACAUGGUACAACUUCUCGAGCCUUGCGCUCGCUCUCCCUUGCCUGUUUGCUCAAUGAUGCGCGUCAAUAGUAGGACGAAUCACUCACCAAAAAGCAUGAAUCAAACGGUGACCGAGGCCACCAAAGUGUAUUUAUUCCACGGAAUCCGACGCCGUCAAGAAGAAUACAACUG